Molecule: messenger RNA, 2553 nt
Organism: Acanthopagrus latus (yellowfin seabream)
Lineage: Eukaryota; Metazoa; Chordata; Actinopteri; Spariformes; Sparidae
Gene: mmd
Product: monocyte to macrophage differentiation-associated
Exons: 8
Coding region: 16-1008 (330 amino acids)
Cellular component (GO): membrane
Molecular function (GO): pore-forming activity
Source: RefSeq, a predicted model, not a curated record
AUUUGUUUGUUUCUCAUGAACGCUGACGUCCUAAAUCUGCAGUUUUAUCACGAGCAGAAUGUGACUGUUGCUCCUCGUGCAGGACCCCGCCCACCUAACACACGAUUGGCCAUUCCCCCGCUUAUCUCGCUGCUCAUUGGCUCACGCGGCCGUCACUCGACAUCUCACCACUGUUUGGGCGGUGGGGCACAAAAAACAGAAAUCAUAUUUGAGCGGCUCAGCGGGGAGCAGCCUGUCACUGACCGGCGGAGCUGCGAGGCUGCUGGGGUCUUUUUUUUCGGCUCUGAAAUGAAGAGAGUAAACAGCUUCCAGAGGUUCAUGAACAGACGAGCCGCUGCUAACUGCCGCUACCAGCCCACCUGCUAUGAGCACGCUGCAAACUGCUACACACAUGCGCUCCUCAUCAUGCCGGCCUUCGUGGGCAUGGCGCUGCUGCAUCGUCUGUCGGACACCGGCUGGGAGAGGAUCACUGCCUGGGUGUACGGAAUGGGCCUGUGUGCCCUCUUCCUGGUCUCCACUGUGUUUCAUAUCAUCACCUGGAAGAAGAGUCACAUGAGGUCUGUGGAACAUUGUUUCCACAUGUGUGACAGGGUGGUCAUCUAUUUCUUCAUCGCUGCCUCCUACACACCUUGGUUGAACCUGCGUGAACUGGGCCCUCUAGCAGCACACAUGCGCUGGUUUGUGUGGCUCAUGGCUGCUGCUGGGACCAUUUAUGUCUUCAACUAUCAUGAAAAAUACAAACUUGUCGAGCUGGCCUUCUACUUGACGAUGGGUUUUUUCCCCGCAUCAGUCAUGGCGUCAAUGAGCAACACCGAGGGGCUUCAUGAGCUGGCCUGCGGCGGACUGAUCUACUGCCUCGGCGUGUUCUUCUUCAAGAGCGACGGCAUCAUCCCCUUCGCCCACGCCAUCUGGCACGUGUUCGUGGCGCUGGCUGCGGCCGUGCACUACUACGCCAUCUGGAAAUACCUCUACAAGGCCCCCAGCGCUGACACCCUCCUCCAGUCAUGACCACAGCCGGGGCUGGACGCCGGUUCCCCACCUUCCUCCUCCUCCUCCUCCUCCUGUGCGCCUGAGCGUCGGCGCCCUGCACACCGACUCCCUCAACUGCCCACUGAAGCUGCGACGACAGCCAAAAAGUUUACGAAAAUGCUGACCGUGAAUUGUUUACUGUUUUCUAACGGAGGAGAACAGAAUUUUUUUCUGACCAACAAAAGCUACUUUCAAAAAGCUGUUUUGUACAACUUCAGCGAGGGGAGGGAGUUUAGACUUUUUUUCUAAUGAACCCUGGCCCAUCCGUGAGUGUUUGAGAAAUUUGAUAGCAGUCUUUUGUAUCACUUGAAUCGAGUCACAUUCCACAUCGGGGGUUAUUUUUUGUGUUUCAAAAACCUGGAGAUUUCAUCCAUUUCAGCUGGUGAUUUGACCGCUGGGGGACGUCGAAUGAGGUGCUUUAAAAAAAGAAAAGAAAUCAGCUGGUGUCAGAAGCAGGGCUGGGUAUCAUCAUCAGAAAAGGUUUACGUACCAAUACCCACAAUUAUAUAGUUUUUGAUACUAUAAACAUUUAAAAAAGAAACCAAAGAACCCACAAGUAGCCGUACAGGAACUUUGAAUGACUAGAAAAGUUUAAAACCGGCAAAAUUCGCUUUAAAUCCAAUCGAAGCGUAAGUACAGUAGAGUCUGAUGCCAACUUUUGUACCAAAUAGUAUCGCGGUUUGAUUCCCAGCCUUUAUCAGUAGUUUAACAGAGACUUGACAUGAUUUGAAGGAAAUAACAAGCGUUGAUUAAUUGUUUUCAUUUAUUCUGUAUUCAGUGUUUCAAACAUCGUCGACCCAUCUUCUCUUUCUCGUGUUUUGUUUCUAAAUGCAGUCCUCAGUUUUUCAGAGAGCCAGUUUCUUCUGCGAGUGUUUAGCGCCCUCUGCUGGUGGGCGGCUGUAAGAAGGUGACUGACGGCAUUUCAAGGUGAAGCUGUUUGUUUUUUUUAUUAUUAAUGAGCCAAACGAUGAGAGAAAAUCAGUUCAGGAGAACUUUUCCACUUUGUUAUUAAUGUGAACAGUGUGUGUGUGUGUGUGUGUGUGUGUGCACGACCUUCGUACUGUAGCUCAGUAUUACAUUUCCACUGAUUUAUAACUCGCACCACUAGAAUGACGUGUUUCCUGUUUGUAUUCUGACGCAGGUGGAGAAACUUCACCUUCGUGUUUUUCGUCUCAUGUUUUUUUUUCUUUUCUGUAAACGUGCUCAGUGGCUCAUAAAAAAACUUUCCUCUUAGUGACGUGCAAAGCUGAACGGCUGCAUAUUUCUUAAUUUCGUCUUCCUUGUUGAAAUGGUUUUCCUUAACCACUCUGUUUUGUAAUGUUUGUAUAUUCUGUCCUUUGUUUUUGUUUUUGUUUUUUUUUUGUCCUGUCGAUGACAUGCUCCUCGCCUUUUGCAGGGAAAAAAACUGCUUCUUGUUUGUUCCAUUGGCUGUUAAUGGUGCUGCAUAUACUGUACAUGAAUGCUCCUCUACUAUACUGAGUAUCACCUUUCUAAUGUGACAAUAAAAAAAACAAAAAAUGAUAA